UGAUACUGUCUUUCAAUACAGGUCAGAAAGGAAUGCAGUGAAAAAUGUAUGCAGUUCCUGUGUUUGCCAGGGCCAAGAUGGACUGGCAGGGUGACACGAAUUGGAUGUGGGAUUCGGUCUAUGGCUGGGCGCCCUGCGGCGCGAGGAGCGGGACUUGGGUCCAUGGUGGGAUCCUCAGGCACGGUGGGCGAGCACCGUGUUGGCCUUAACGACGUCCGCGGAGGGACCUUCCGGGACGUUUCCUGAGCGACGAACGACGCGUCCUUGCGACGUUGCACCGUUCGGCUGGAGCUGCGUUGGAGUUGGCCAACCGGAUCCAAACAUCAGAAGCACAGACUCUCCCUACAUCAGAGGGGUUCACAGAGGCACAGAUCAGCCCCUCUCUCACCCCCUGUCUCGAUGGCUGUUUCUGUCAACGAUCAUAAGUUCAGUGUAGCAGGCAAGUUCCAUCAUCAUUUUGCAAGUUGUGUGCACUGUAAUGAGUGGAAUUUCCAUUCGUAAGUGGACGAGAAAGGAGUGUUGCUUUGAGGUGGAUACGAGAUGAACGGCUUGCCGUGGAAAUACCAGGAGCCACACGGCUACCAGCCCUACCAGUGGCAGGUGCAAAACGAAGUGCCAACAUCGAGCGCUCCUGUAGAGGUGAAGAGCCCUUUGGAGCCGUCAGUGGUGCAGCUCAGGCCCGCCUCUUCGCUGGUCUUCUCGGAGUGCCCCGAUGAAGAAGACGUGAGGCCUCAACUUCCUUCUGGUCUCUUGGAUGACGAUGAAGAAGACUUCCAGGUGAAGACCAAGCGAGAUCGCCUGGAUAUGCGUCCCCAGCGCCUGCGUCAUCCGAUGGCUCCAAACCAGGUGCAGCAUCCGACGCUGCAAGCACAAUUUGGCAUGGCGCAGGCGCAUCCACUUCCCAGUGCGAUCUCCCAGCAGGUGCCCUACUCGCGUCCCGCCCAAGUAGAAGCUGGCAGUGCGAAGAAACAGGCAAAGGCGACGAUGCAGGUCUCCGCGCUGGCGCGGCUCUGGCGACCCGACGUCUCCACUCCCACAGGCCCACCGGUGGAGGUGUCUCCUGGUAUCACUGUUGGACAGGUAGACGUGUGGGGCAUGGCUUGUACGCGGGCUGAGUGGCGCAUCGAAGACAUCAGAGAGAAGUUGCAGGCCUCAAUGGGGCGGCCCUUGGUCUCGCCGCCCUUCUCGGCACGUGGCCUGCCCAAUCUGCGGCUCAUGGUCUUCCCAGAUGCCCGCGAGGCGGCAAAAGGCGUGCGCCAGCGUGAGCGUAAAGGCCUUUAUGCCACUAUGGUGAAGAAGGGUCCUGUCCAUGCGUCCUUGAAGUUGAAGGCAGACUGCCUACGGGAUGCCACCGUAUUGCGCUUUCACCUGACGGUUGGAACUGUGCGUUGUGGACCGUUUACCUACGACUAUGCAGAGUGCGCAGUCCACGGCUGCGAGGAUUUUAACAUCGACUGGCUCAAGGAGAUCGACGAAGCGUCGGAGUCCCUCCGCGUGGGGGUCGAGAUUCUGGACGUCGUCGACCCCGCGGAUUGUCCGCUGGAGCUCUUCGUUCUUCCAUCCAAUGGCUCGCACAGGAUGUGCAGAGACGAGUUCAGCCUAAUUCGGGGCGCCCUUGCGCCGGAGAAGGAUGGUGUAAGGUCCCGUGGCCCAGAUCUGGAGUCCGAGGAGCAUUUCCGACCAUUUGUACAUACUGUGCCUUGAGGCACUGAUCGACUGCCUGUAUGAUGGGUGCCACUGAGAUUCGCAGGUCAGAUGCUUCGCCUGAUCAAAGUAUUUUGCACAAACAAG
Messenger RNA from Durusdinium trenchii, 1791 nucleotides. The record is from the annotation of a GenBank genome assembly. NCBI's taxonomy places the organism in Eukaryota, Dinophyceae, Suessiales, Symbiodiniaceae.